Messenger RNA from Lachancea dasiensis, 2304 nucleotides. NCBI's taxonomy places the organism in Eukaryota, Fungi, Ascomycota, Saccharomycetes, Saccharomycetales, Saccharomycetaceae. The record is from the annotation of a GenBank genome assembly.
AUGACUUCACCAACCUCUAGAAAAACUGUACGAUUGGCAUCUUUGUUAAGCGGAAACAAGAUCGUGAAGACGGAAGGUACUGGAAAUUUUGAUAAACCCGAUGUUUCUGCGGACGAUUUCUUGGAUGGCAUUGAGGAUUAUUCCACGAUUCCGGCUGCAGACGACGAUUCUUACGUCAGUGAUACCAAUUUGAAUGAUUGUGAGGUCGUACACGAUCCGAAGACGCCCAAAAUAUCGUUGAAAGAUGUUCUAACGGGUAAAGUAAACAAAGCUAGCAAGCCGGUAAAGAAUUCCGGAAACGACGCGGUGAUAGAGGACCUGGAAGUGCUACAUGUUAACGAUGAUCAAGAGAAAAACAGAGAAGCGCACGAGCGUAUUAUGUCGGCCCUUGGGAGCGCUAAGAAAACUAAUGUCAGGAACCUUUUUGGCAACUUUAAGAAGAGGCCCCGCGGUGCGGAUAGCAACGAGCCAAAACAGGAUAUCCUAGUUAAUGAACCUUUGAAACGAAUGCAUGAUAUUUCAACUUUACAGGAAGUGGUACUUCCCUUCCCACUUCAACAACAUGUAACAGGUCCUUUGGAAGAAAUUCCUCGGCGGCCUCUAUCACUUCCCAGAAAAACGACAAAUGUUGGGUCGGGCGAGGAUGUGCUGGACUCCAAGGAAUACAGCUCGCUCAUUAAUUUGGUCGAAAAUCCACAAGAUUCAUUUCAUGAACGGCCUGUUAUCAACAGAACAUUCAACGACUCUCUUUGGACUCAAGAGUUUGCACCAGAUAAGCUAGCUGACGUUAUAUUAGAAGAACGCUUGAAGUCGGGCGUAGAUUCUUGGCUUAGAGACGCGUUUGAAAGACUGCGAAAAAAAACCACUCGAGAGAAGCUUUUGAAAAAGAAAACUGACGCGGACGACUUGGGCUGGUUUGUUGUCGAGGACGAUGUUGACGAAACAGAUAAUCAGCAGGAAGAAUUUGUUCCGCUUAUGAUUCUAUUUGGAAAUGCGGUUGGGAAAAAUACCUUAGUAAAGACUAUAGUCAACGAAAUGUCGGGUCAAGUGUUUGAAGUCAAUAGUUCGAGCAACAGAAGCAAAAAAGACAUUAUAGAUAACGUGUUGGAAUUUUCGACGACUCACUAUGUGAAAGAAAAAGGGUCCAGGGGCAUCAUUCUUUUUAGUGAUGUCGAUGUUCUCUUCAGAGAACGCGAUAAGUUGUUUUGGGCAACUUUAGAAAGACUUCUGCUGGCAUCGAGAAGACCUGUGGUAUUGAUAUGUCGAGACAUCAAUUUUGUUCCUCUCAACCUUAUUCAAGUAGCUGAAGAGGAAAAAUCGCUAUUUCAUGCCAAUCAAAUCGAUAGACAAAAUGCCGUGAUGCAAAUAGAGCGGCUUUUGAACUCUAAGGAAAUUAAGUUUGCACCCGAUUACGCGGAGAGUUUAUUACAUCACCACAAUAACGACAUAAGAAAAUGUUUUAUGGCGCUUCAGUGGCACGCUGUUACUGGCACAAUACGUGCCGAUGAUCAAGUGACCGAGGCAUACGCUGCUUCUCAUGAAACGGACUUGGCAUCAGCACUUAUCAAUUCAUGCCUUCGUUCGGAUGCCGAUUUGAUAGAGAGCAGUCUCAAAUGGAGGUCCAACUUUCAUGACGAAAAAGACCAUACCUUGAACUGUGCAAUUCACUCGAAAGAGUUCACAUCACUCUCAGAUGAGGAGAGGCUUGCAUUCGACUAUAUGGUCGACUAUAAAUACCAUUUGCAUGACUGCUUGAGACAUCCACUGCUGCCCUUCGAAUUGAACGUAGGUGGCUACCUGUCCGACCUUGUUCUCAGCCCAUACGCAAAGGAACAGAAUUCAAAGAAAAUUAUAGAAAAAGCCACUCAAGAGGUCGCUUCGUAUUUGAGCAGCCGCGUUCCGGACAGUAUUUUAUUAAGCAGCCAGCAAUAUGCUUCCACUAGGAUGACAAGAAAUUCUCGUAAGGUAAAGGAGAUCCUGGAUCGCUUCUCUGAUGAUGGCGCGCAAAAUUUGUCGCCAUAUGACGAGGUCUUUAUGUUCCUCACAUCCGUUUCCACUCGUCGUCAAAUGAGCCAGGAGAUUAUACCGUUUUUGUGUGAAGUUGCCAAAAAUGAUAGAGAUGUGAAAGAAAAGAAUAAGCGCAUAUUUGAAACCGCGAUGCAUGGCGCUCAACCAGGAUCCGGCAAAGAAGUUGUCAAGGUACUACUCCAAAAUCACGCAUUUCACCCUAUAUGGUUCAACGGAGAACCUGACCCUUUGCUGGAGGCCUGGCAAAUAAAGAUAGACGCCGGGACUAAUGAAUAA